Molecule: messenger RNA, 5170 nt
Organism: Aedes aegypti (yellow fever mosquito)
Lineage: Eukaryota; Metazoa; Arthropoda; Insecta; Diptera; Culicidae
Gene: IP3K2
Product: inositol-trisphosphate 3-kinase A
Exons: 9
Coding region: 1649-4465 (938 amino acids)
Biological process (GO): inositol phosphate biosynthetic process
Cellular component (GO): cytoplasm; nucleus
Molecular function (GO): inositol-1,4,5-trisphosphate 3-kinase activity; inositol tetrakisphosphate kinase activity
Source: RefSeq, a predicted model, not a curated record
CGUUCGGAUCGGAUUGGUUGGUGCAGCACGGUUAUUAGCUCCCCAGCAUCACGAACUCGCUGUUGCUCGAACGGAAGGUGAUCUCGCGUCGUGGUCCAUGUUUUUGGGGGCCAUCCGCUUCGUUUUACAUUUCACCCGCAUCCCGUAUACGAAUUUCCGCCCGCCAAUCGGUACCACCUAGUAGGCUUAGUGACUCGGUGGCCUACUUGGGUUGGAUGGUGAAAUGUGUGGCGCAGCCGUCUGCGUUUUCUAAUAUUCGGUAGCGUCGUCGUCGUCGGUGCUGCCAGACGAUAGUUUUUCAUCGCGUGGCGCCCAAUUCACGCGUUUUCUGUGAAGUUGAGUUUGUGGCUUUCCACUUUGUGAUUGUGUUUGCGAAGACUUCGGCCAGCUUUACAAAAGUUUCCAGCUUUCGGGUUAUCCGGGUUAGACCCCUUCUCUCCGAACCGGACCCGCAAUUUGCAUACCCUCACGAUCGACCGAUCGAACGGAUUCCGUUCUCUCAUCGAUCCAGUUCCGACAGAAGCCUUAGAAACUCACCUGAGUUUAGUCUACCACACAGGUGCGUGUGAGUGAUCGCACGCGCGCGUUAAGCCAUUGCGGUUUUUGAGGUUAUUGCACAUGGGCGCGUCAAACGCGUUAACCAUUCGCGAUUCAAUUUGAUCUCGAUUUUUUGCUUCUGCUGAAUCAAAGUAACCUGUGGGUAAUAGAUAUUGCCGAGCUACUGCUGACGUUAGUGUUCGACGAUUGAAACUUGAUUGUCAUCGGUUGCUGCGACGAAGAGAAACGGCGACGGUUGGUGCUGUAAUCGGUCAAAGUAGGCUGAUGACCUCCGAUCUGAGUGGAUUAUUUUUUUCAGUGUUUGAGAGCACGCGGGUUUUGCGUUGAAGAGCGCGCGGUGCAUUGCGUACGCUCACGCAAAAAUCUAGUGCGGAAGAAAACGUGAUUGAGUGUUCGAUGCAGAGGCAAGGUCAAUGAAAUAGUGCGAGGUGUGUCGUGUGUAUCCAUUUGCUGAGUUCGGAAUUCCCAAUUACGACCGAAGGAAGAAAAAAGUGGUUUGCGUUUAAUCGAAUCCAGCUGUUUUGUGUUUGGCGGUGUGAUGAUGCAAAUGGGAUAAUUUAUUCAGUUGCCCAUUCUGUUGGAAUCGCUAGAGCGGGAGAGAGUGAGAAAGAAAUGGGAAGAAGAGCCGUUCACUGAUCGGGUGUUGGAUUAAUUGGUAUGUGAAGAAUGUGAAACGGCACAAGGUGUUUCGUGUGUAAGGUGGGUUUACGACGACGAUCAAUGAAUUUGUUAUUUCCGACGCAUUUGAAAUUGUAAUUUCAAGGAAACGAUACCUCUACCCUCUUUGCUGGUUACUGUUUACCUGAAGAUUUGUCCGUGUGCGCACAACCUCAACACCCAAAACGAAACGGUAGAUAACGACCGGCUGUGGACCGGGAAACCGAACUGAUCCGAUUGCAGCCCGCGCCAACAGCUAAUCCGAUUUGGCAGGUCACUGUCGCAUCCCAGGAUCUGGGAAAUUCCCUCGACGCACUUUGCGGGUUUGCGUCUUGUCUCUUCGAGUUGCUUGGAUUAAUCCGGUAAUGACCUCAUCAUGUGAUUAAUUGCGGUGAGAAAGAGAGAGAGAGAGGGAAACAGAGGUCGGUUCGGGAUGUCCUCUGAGUGUCCGAACUGUUCAACAACGGUGGCCGGAUUGGUGGGCAUGUUCGAAUCGCAGUCGACAACUGACGUCAAAGCCACUGCUGUCGCCACUUCUGCUACUGGCCAUAUUUGUUCAACGCUGGGUAACGCGAGUGGAGAGCCCACUGGGAGAGAAUAUCGCCGAGUCUUUAGCGAUAAGGUUUUCGGGGAGUACGAAGAGGGCGAGGCAAUGACUGGGACGAGAGCAGGUAGUAGGCUGCGCCAGAGAAAGACGGCCGUCUACAAGGGCUACUGGGAUGAUGCGAAAGAUGGCGAAGGGGAACGACACUCUGGAUCGGGGUCUGGUUCGUUUUCUUCCGGGGUAGAAAGCGACGAGGACAUGGUCAGGUUUCCAUGCGUCGAACGGCUUAUAGAAAUGUAUGCAAACAUCAUCAAGCAAAAGGAGGCCGAAACGCAGAGCUUCCUGAAUAGUAUGACCGGCGAGAAGGGCGGAGGGAGAAGCCGACGGGAUGACAGUGAUAAAAGACGAUUAGAUAAGAAGCCAGUUGAAGCCGGUGGUGAUAAGACAGGUGCAAACGGUACCGUUGAAGAACAGUCGAGUUCGGCUAGCAGUACGAUACUGGUAGAGCAGCUGGAUGCCAGCAGCUCCGUGCGGAUUCGUGAAAAUAGAAGUCCUCUAUCGGAUGACGGUUGGAGCACCACUCAACAAAGCCCUUAUUGUUCAAGUGACGAAGAAAGCGGCAGUGCCAAGGUUCAACGAAAGAUGAAGAACAGAGAGAAGGUCACCCGAUCGUCAAGCUCAGACUCUGCUCUCGGGCUAGACGAAGACAUCGGCCAACAAGAGCAACAACAGAUCAUUUCCGGCGUGGGCAAGACUCGUCGUCUAACUCUCGGAGUAUUGGACAUACCACUGCGUUCAGCACUCCUCCCUGUAGCAGAACCGGCACUCCUCCCAAGCUCGGACACCGCAACCAUCAAUGCAGCCGUCGAUCAGUGCCCGAUGGUCGUCCGCAGCAAGAUGAUCCUCGAAGCACAGCUCAUAGAACUCCCACUAGGAACGAACUCUCCCCUCGCAGACUCCGGCUCUACGGAAGCCCUGGGCAGUCCUAGCAACUCGAUCUCCCGCCGUGAAUCCGCCCAAAGCUACGUCAGCGAUUCCGGAGUUGACGGCGUACGAUACGUCCGGACACCCUCCGUAGUCGUAUCGGACUACUCGGAUGACACAAUGUGCGGAAUCACCCUGGAAGAGAUAGAAUACCUCCGACGUCAUCGACUUCGCCGGGCAUCCACCGAUGGCGACGACUCGGACCUCAGCGCGGCAUCAUCCUGUAGCAAUCUGAACUACUGCGGAUCGUCCAUCAGUGCCCUCGAGGGAUGCGACUAUCAGUGUGGCCUGCGAACGCCCGAACGGAAGGUUUCCGACUGUUCGACCUGCUCGACGCUAAGCUGCGAAGAGGAAACGGACACGGGUUUGAGGCAACGGCUGCAGGAUCUCGGUCUGCGGCCACCGGUCAGUGAUCUCAGCGAGAAGGUGUUCCCGGAGCUGGACGCCAAGAAGCGGACCAAAAAGAAGCCCUCGGGAUGGCGAAAGCUACGCAACAUCGUCCAGUGGACGCCGUUCUUCCAGACGUACAAAAAGCAGCGGUACCCGUGGGUUCAGCUAGCGGGCCACCAGGGCAACUUCAAGGCCGGGCCGGACCAGGGCACGGUGCUGAAGAAACUGUGCCCCAAGGAGGAGAAAUGCUUUAAGGUCCUGAUGAAAGACGUACUUCGACCGUACGUUCCUGAGUACAAGGGCCACGUGAACAGCGACGAUGGUGAAUCCACCUACAUCCAGCUGCAAGAUCUGCUCACAGACUUCUACCAGCCGUGCGUAAUGGACUGCAAGAUUGGCGUACGAACUUAUCUGGAGGAGGAGCUUUCCAAAGCCAAAGAGAAGCCGAAAUUGCGAAAGGACAUGUACGAAAAGAUGAUCCAAAUCGACCCGAACGCACCGACUGAGGAGGAACACCGCGCCAAGGGUGUCACCAAGCCACGCUACAUGGUGUGGCGGGAAACGAUCUCCAGCACAUCGACGCUCGGCUUCCGGAUAGAGGGCAUUAAAAAGAGCGACGGCACCAGUUCCAAGGAUUUCAAAACGACCAAAUCCAGGGAGCAGAUCAUAGAGGCUUUCCGCGAGUUCACCGAAGGAUUCCCGCAUGCUUUGCCCAAAUACAUCCAACGGUUGAAGGCGAUCCGCGCAACGCUCAGCUAUUCGGACUUCUUCAAGCGUCACGAAGUGAUCGGAUCAUCCCUGCUGUUCGUCCAUGACCGCCACAACGCGAGCGUAUGGCUAAUCGACUUUGCCAAAACGGUGACCCUGCCGGACAAGGUGGACAUCACCCACGAGAACAAGUGGAAAGUUGGCAACCACGAGGACGGCUACCUGAUCGGGAUCAACAAUCUGAUCGACAUAUUCCAGGAGGUGCACGAUGCACACCAGGCGGCCCUUUCUGAGCGGAUACCGAGGCUAUCGCUGCCCGAUUUGGACGAGUUCAGCAAUAACAACAACAAAGCUAGCAGCAACAACAAUAACCACACGAGUUCUACGGUGACGACAUCUAGUGAGCUGCAGCAGCCAUCUUCGGUGGAAGCGCAGCCAUCUUUGAUCGACGGUUUGGGUUCGCUGGAGCUGAGUUCGGUGGCAACGGAUCCAGAUGGCAGCAGCACAAGCACUGCUGCCAACUGCCUCAACAACAACAACUGCGACUGCAAAAGUGACGAUUUGUCGUCACCACCAACGACCUCGACGCAAUCGACGCCGGACGGUCCGGAUUCGAACAGUUAAUCACCUAACAGGACGGUAACUGUUGCCUACCGUCUCUCACGAGAUUGAUGUUAGAUAAUGCAUUUGCAGUAGAAAACGACAAAAGGUAGAGAAAGAGCAUUUUUUACUAUAAAUUAGUGCAACACACAAGAAUUAAAAAGAGCAGUGCAAAGCUCGGCAACAAGAGUCUGAUCUAGGACUGAAACUAACAAGCUGUCGAUUUUUAGGGAUGGAGAUUGCAAAGUUUUUGUUUUGCAGCCGAAUCGGGGAGGGACCGAAAAUCGAACACUUCUAAGCUUCAAAGUCUACUAGUAUUGUUUUUCUCAAGAUGUGUUAUUUUUUUGUACAGAACUCAAUCGUUAUUAUCUUAUAUAUUUCGUAAAAAUUUACGCGAGUUAUUUAUAUACGCCUUCAUAUACAAAUAUUAAGAAGUUGUAUUACUGCUAUACAAUAGUCAAUAGCGUUGAUUGUAGUGAACGUGAGUUCACCUUAUGAAACAGUCUAAAACAAGCAGUAGAGAUACGAUGAACAAAGAUGGUAUAACAUUUGGCUAUUUCAGACAAUCAUAUGAAGACCCACGAUGAAAGCAAAGUUUGAGAGUACAGUCGGGAAAAUCAUUGAGUAGAUUUUAAGGCAGAUGAGAACACACUAUAUCGCUAGAUGAUAAGCAAAGUAGCAUGAAUUUUAAAAUGAAUAAAUUAUUUGCAGCCCAGUGCAGUGCUGAAA